CCACUUACCAAAACCCGUCAAAACAAAAAUGUUUCGGGCAAAGCGUAUCAGAUUAGCCUCCCCAUCGUCAUCCUCUCUACCAGAUUCUUCUGGUUCUGACCUUUGGCCUCCCAUGUCCGAUAACCCGUCAAAUCCGGGUCACUGUCGAACCGAAUUCGGGUGUCGGAUCACGUCGUCUCCGAACUGAUCAAGCAAAGCGAAAGUGAAAUGGUUUUUGAUUGAUUCGUGAGAUUGAAGAAAUGGUUUGUGAUUUUACAGAUUAACAUAUCCCCACCAAACAUUCCCACUCUUCAAAGCUACUCUCCCCAUCCGGUUACAGUUCUUCUUUCUAAUUCAACUCUCCAGAUUCCGAUUUCGUCGCUCUUCAUUCUCUCUCUUUGACUUGAGAGAGUGGUGAAAAUGAUGAAGCUGACGGGGUUGCAGCAGCAGGGCCGCCGGAGCAACAGCUUCCGAGGAUCGUCUUUGGAUUUGUCGUCUGACGGCUCAAUGAAGUCGCCGGCGUCCCUUUUCUGGCUCCUCCUCCACGCUAUCUGCUGCCUCGUCAGUCUGCUUCUCGGAUUCAGAUUCUCCCGCCUGGCGCUCUUCCUUGUCUUCUCCAACUCCUCUCCCACCACGCCGACUUACAGCCUCUACGCAGCGCAGUUCAAUGCCGCCGACCUCACAACCGUGGAGGCUCGCGGAUCUCCGGCGUCUUCCAAUAGCAGGGUGGUGGUCGGCCGUCACGGGAUACUGAUACGGCCGUGGCCUCAUCCAAACGCCACAGAGGUGAUGAAGGCUCAUAGGAUAAUCGAGAUUGUUCAGAAGGAGCAGAGGAUUCAGUAUGGAGUCAAAAAUCCUAAGACUCUAAUUGCAAUCACUCCUACCUAUGUCCGCACCUUCCAGACUCUGCACCUCACCGGAGUUAUGCAUUCCCUAAUGAACGUGCCCUAUGAAGUCAUCUGGAUGGUGGUUGAAGCUGGCGGAACCACCAACGAGACCGCCUCUUUGAUUUUCAAAUCAGGACUCAGAACCAUCCACUUAGGAAUUCGUAACCGAAUGCCUAUCAUGUGGGAAGGUCGCCACGAUCUGGAGACCAAAAUGCGACUUAGGGCUUUAAGAUAUGUUAGAGAUGAGAAACUGGAUGGAUUGAUUAUGUUCAUGGAUGAUAGCAACAUGCACAGUUUGGAGGUUUUUGAUGAAAUUCAAAAGGUUAAAUGGAUUGGUGCGCUUUCUGUUGGGAUUCUGGCUCAUUCAGGUGGGGCUGAUGAAACAUCAUCAUCAUCAUCUUCUUCUUCAGUAGUUCAAGGGCCAGCUUGCAAUUCAUCAGACCAUCUCAUAGGUUGGCAUACCUUCGAUUCAAACAGUGCACGAUAUAUUGGUGAUAAGGCAGUCGUGCUGCCCAGACCGUUUGAAUGGGCUGGGUUUGUGUUGAAUGCUAGACUGCUGUGGGGAGAAGAUAAGCCAGAUUGGUUUAAGGAUUUGGACACUGUGAAGAAUGGUGAUGAUGAAGAUGGCAUUGAGAGUCCGUUAUCACUGCUGAAGGAUUCUUCCAUGGUGGAGCCGCUUGGGAGCUGCGGGCGCAAAGUUAUGGUGUGGUGGCUUCGUGUUGAAGGAAGGGCUGAUAGCAAGUUCCCUCCCAGAUGGAUAAUUGACCCUCCAUUGGAGAUCACCGUGCCAGCAAAGCGGACCCCAUGGCCAGACGCUCCACCAGAACACCCAUCUGUUGUUGAAAAGUCAGGCAGCAUCCGAGAGAAAAGGACAACAAAACCUAGAAGCAGCAGGAGACGCAGUUCUAGGAAAAGGAGGCAUGCGGCUUUAACAAGGAAUAAUAAUGGAGAUGACGAUGAAACCAUGACCAAACACAUUCUGGGGAGUAAUGAUAAGUAGCUGCAAGUAAUUAAAGAAGCACACAGAAAACUGGAGAGUUGUGGAGAUAACCAACAAUUCUUCUUCUUCAUCAUCUUCUUCUUCUUCUGUUUAUAUUCAUUCCUCUGCAGUGUGAGGAGUAGAGCUAGCCGCAUGCUUUCAAGUCCUCAACAUAUCAUUAUUUACCAUUCAUCACCAUCCCCGUUUGGUACGUAUAUAUGAGAGAUGGCAUCUCGAUCUCAUCAUAGCAGUGUUGAUACAUA
Molecule: messenger RNA, 2108 nt
Organism: Cuscuta campestris
Lineage: Eukaryota; Viridiplantae; Streptophyta; Magnoliopsida; Solanales; Convolvulaceae
Source: the annotation of a GenBank genome assembly